AUCGGGGCGACAGAAAACAACGAGGAGCGGACCAGAGGAGCGGUGUGUCUUACAGGCUCUCGCGGUAAAACGGUCCAACAAUUCAGAAAAGCGUGAACUUUUUUGUGUGCGAAAUUUAGACAUACACCUGGAUGGAAGACCGAAGAUUAUCGAGACAGAUUUCUUCUGUCGAUCAUCACGUGCGAUGUGAUGUGUAAUCUUUAGUCAUUGAUCAGUGUGGUUUCCUUCAUGCAGACUGGUCAUUUCCAAGCAACACCAUUGUGAACCAGAACGUUUGAUUUUCUGGUUUUUUUUUUCUUAGUGCAGUGUCAGUCUCCCGGUCCAGUCAGUUUCGUGUUUGCCGUCGAAGCAUAGUGUAUGCUCUUCUUGUGUGUGUGUGUGUGUAUUCCGUUCUGUUUCGUGUUGUGUUAUGCGCGCGCUACAAGACACAAAGAAAUAUCUCGAAUAGCUCGCCCAUUGUCGGAUAUCUUUGAAACAGGCUGAAUCGACAAUGGAUUCGGCCUCGGAUCGGGAUGCGAAAGCCAGCAAUGGAGGUGGCGAUAGAGGCACGCCGAAUCAUCACGGUAGCUCGUCGUCCGCCAUGAGUGUCCAGCAGGCUCAGCACGUUCAAGCCCAGGCUGCAGCCAUGAACGCUCUCGGACUUUUGGAUCCUUCAGCUCUUUUUGCCCAUUCGUUGUUUGCUGCCGGAAUUCCGGCUAGUUACAAUCCCAUGGCUCCAAUGUCCGGCUAUGGUCUUAUGGGUCAAGGCGGUCCGUCACCAUUUGCUCCUCCCUCAUCCAGCAAUCAAGCCAAUGCAGCAGCUCAGGCCGCCUGGUGGCAGGUAGCAUCACAAAUGGAUUAUUUAGCCCGGCUACAACACGCUGCCGCAUCCGCUUCCGCUGGUUCAUCGUCCGGUCGCAGUGGCGGUGGCGCUUCUUCCUCGUCAGCAGCAGCCGCCGCCGCCGCCGCUUCUUCCUCCACAUUCCACGGUAUUCCCGGAUUUAGCGGCAUGUCGGCAGCCGAUAGCAUGCUGGCCAGCUACACGAUGGCGAUGAACGCGGCCGCACAUUCCGGAAACGGUGGCAAAUCGGCAAAGAGUUCGUCGUCGUCGUCGCGCAACAGUUCCAAUCCCAUCGUGCGGGAUUCACUCAGCACGCAGCCUAUUCCUUCCGCCUCAACAGCCUCACCGUACCCACCGGCCAAUAGUACCUCCACUCCAUCGAGCAGCAAAUCUCGUCUACCUGCUGGAACGGAACUGAAAUUCAUGACGCCGACAUCAGCCGCCACGACAAGCAGCAGCACUUCCACCAACCGCAAAAGCAGUUCCAGCAGCAAAAGUCGACGGAGGGCCAACACGACUAAUAACGUAGAACCGGCGUCCGUCUCGAUUCACACUUCCGCAGCGUCCACGACAACGCCGAGUUCCAGUUUGUCGUCCCUCUCUUCCAUGGCCAUGUCGUAUCCUUUUUUCGGCAACCCGCUUGCCUCCCUGGGCAUGCCACCCGCCAUGGCUGCAGCCGUCCAGUCUGUCCAAUCAGCCCAGCCCAGUUCGUCGUCACCGGCCAACGAAGACAAAAAACGAUCCGGCAGGAAAACGGCUGAUCGACAUUCAGCCGAUUCAGCUACCGCCCAGCUACUCCGUCUGCCGACGACAACCAGCAGCUCUGUCACCGUCACCACUACCAGCAGCAUCAACAACAACACGAUCAACAACGGAACGAAAGCGAGGAGCCAAACUGUCAAUGGCAAACCGUUGGCGUUGGAUGUUAGUUCGUUGAUCGGCAAACCGAGCACAUCCACAUCCGAAGAAGCUCCAUUGAAUCUCUCGAUGAAAACGAAAGAAGAAAGUACGCAGCCUUCAUCGUCGGCCAGUAUAUCAUCGUCGACAUCCAGUUCGCGAUUGGGCCGUGGUGUUUCCAUGCCCAAGAAGAACACUGUUGCUUCUUUACUGGCGCAGAGCCGCAACCAGCGCAGUACAAGUCCGGGCGCUGGUGGUAGUGGUGGCGGCGCAGGAAGUUAUAACAGCACAGUCUCGGCUCCGCAUGCACACGCAGCCAGCAAUGCCAGCAGUGAUGAUAGACCAUCGAAACGACGUCGAUUCGUGUCAGAUGAAUCGGCUCUGCGAAUUCCAUUGGCUCACGGAUGGAAACGUGAGACACUCAUCCGCGCCAUCGGCAAAUCAGGAGUCCGCGGCGAAGUGACUUAUUACUCGCCGUCUGGCCGUCGCUUCCGCCAAUAUCCGGACGUGGUUCGCUACCUGGAAAGGCAAGGCAUCGGCACCAUCACGCGCGAUAAUUUCAGUUUCAGUACUCGUUGCAUCGUUGGAGAAUUCAUCCAACCGCUGGGCGAGUCUCCCAACGCCAGGGGAAUCCGCCUGGGCGAGCCGGAAGUGCGCCAUUUAGUUGAUCAAAUACGGAUCGCACGCGGAUGGAAACCGCGCAGUCGCCGCAUGACGGAAGAAGAGAAAGAAGCCAUGAAUCGACAACGAGAAGCUCAAAGGGUUGCCCAGCGAAUGGAAGCGCAAGAGAUGGCGCGUCAAGCGCAGGAAGCCAAGCUCCAACAGCGGAUGGAACGGGAACGAGCCCUCCAGGAAGCUAAAGAAGCCCGUCGUCAGAUGCGCGAACAAGAGAAGCUGGAACGGCAAGAGGCUCAGCGCAAGGAGCGCGAACUACGCACUCAGCAGCUAAUGGAAGCCCGGAAGAAACGUCAAGAGGAGCUGGAUCGGUUAAGGGAAGAAGAACAACAGCGCAAAAUCCAGGAGUUGAACAAACAACGCGAGCUCUUCUACACGGCCGAACUGGAACGCGAGAGGAAAAGGCAACAUACAGCCGUCGUUAAAGCGCUGGAAGCCCGGAAGCGUUACGAAGAACGGGAAAGACGACGUGAGGAGAUGAAAGCCGAGAAACGGGCGGAACGCGAGAAAAAGAUGGAAGAACGUCGACGAGAGCUGGAAACAUGGCGAGAUCAACGUAGUCCAACUGAAGACACAUCGUUGAUGGAUCACAAGCCUUUACCGGAUGUUCCUCGUGUCAAUAACCUCAAGCUUGCCGGACAGGCUUUUGCCGACAUCCUGAUGCUCUACGAGUUCCUACACACGUUCGGUGAGACCCUGGGCUUCGACAUGGAGAGUCUUCCCUCGCUGGAUAGCCUCCAGAGGGCCCUUCUCUACGACAGCGAAGCAGAAGAAGAACUACUGUCGGUCAUGACUCACCUGCUGGUGUGCUCCAUCGAAGAUCCGGGUAUUCCGCACCCCAACCGGCAUACGACAUUGCUGGGCCAAACGUUGAAACAGGCGGACAUUACGACAACUAAUGUCAGCGAGAUAUUACGCAUCUACUUACAAGCCAACGGAUUAGGUGACAUGAAAAUGCCGGCCGCCGAUAAGAUUACCUCGAGUCCUCUUAAGCUGGCUGCCGGUGAAUAUCCGGACACGGAAGCCUUCCUCAUGUCUGAAUGGCUGAAACGAAAGCCAUUCUUAUCUCUUAAUCCGACACAGAAGGCAUCCAUUUUGGGUUUCAUGGUCAACGAAUUGCUGCAGAACAAAGCCGUCAUUGGGCAGAUCGAAGGUGCCAUCGAGGGUCAGAAUACGGCCAGAAGAGAUCGAUGGAUCGUGGACAGUAAAAUUAAGAAGCUCAAAACGCUUCAUUCCAAAAAGCAUAGGACAUCACUUGUCAGUUCGUCGAUCAACUAUUCGUCAACGACGGCCUGUAAAACGGACGCGAUGGAUGAUUCGACGGUGCAAGACGAAACGAAUCAUUCGGCCAAUGGAGGCAAGAAGAAAGACGAAAUCACUGAAAACGAAGAGCAUCCGGAAGAGGCGGAUGAAGACAGCGGUGCUGAGGCUGACGAUAAUGCAGAUCAAGGCGACGAGGAUGAAGACGGAAAUCUUCCGGUGGAGGAGCUGAAACGAAAGAUCGAACGUUUAGGCCGUCAAAGUGCCCAAAUGCUCACUCAGCUGGCCUUGUCGGAUUUGCAAUUGCGAGCACUAAACAUGGGCCAGGAUCGCUUCCGGCGACGUUUAUGGAUAUUACCUCAUGCCGGUGGUGUCUACCUUGAGGCGUUAGAAUCCGGAGAAGCCAACGCUGGACCGUUAGGUACCUGGGACGGUAAACCCGCCCCUCCAAUUGGCCCGCAGCGGAACGGCGAUGAACCUGAUGAGCCUAUGCCAGAAGUUCCAGAAGUGAAAACCGAACAGAUCUCUCAUGAACAAAAACCCGAUCCGGAUGAGCCGAAAGCCGAACUGGAAAUUAAAUCAAUUAGCGUUGCGGAGCCGAUGGAAGAAGAUCAACCGCCGAUCAAAACGGAAGCAACUGAAGAAAUGGCUCCCGUGAAAAGCGAAGAAAAUUCUGAAGCUCCUGGAACAGCAACUGUGACGACCGGUGUCGAACCGAAAAAGGAAGAAGACGUACAGGAAGCCCUUCCUGUCCUUUGGUUCAGCCUCUUUCCUCGCAAUCCGUGCGAUCGCUCCUCUUCGGCCAACCUGGGCAAAGACAAUUUCGGAUCGGAUGCCGAAGAGCAAAGUGACGGCCGACUAAAGAAAGAAGAAACGGCCAAGGAAGAAGCUGAAAAGAUUAUUAUGCAACCCAUUCCAGAAGAAAUGACCCGCGGCUGGUGGCGGAUUGUCGAUCCUGAACAAGUCAAAACUUACGUGGAAUCGCUACAUCCUCGAGGCGUCCGAGAGAAAGAGCUCAACCGAAUGUUGACACGUUUCAUGGAUUUUGCCAGGGAAUCUUGUUUGAAGGGAAAUCCCAAAGAUUUACUACUUAAAGAAUUGCGAAACUCUGAAGAGGUCAAACUCAUCGGUGGAGCAGCUUUGCCGGAUGUGGAAGGCUCAUGGUCGAGAGAGACGUCGUUACGUGGUGACAUCCUUCUCCUGGAACAGAUUGAAGCCUUGGAAGAUCGUGUAGCUUCAGCCAGUAUGCAAAUCAAAGGUUGGAAACUCCCCCCUCGGGCCACAUCCGAAAUGAACCUGAAAUUCCGCACACCGGGAGAUUCUUCAUCCGACGACGAUGACGAUGAACGAGUAAAUCCCAUACAACUGGCCAAAGAAAGACUUUUAAGCGUCGAAUUGGCCAUCGAGCGUCGUUACUUAAAAGCUCCUCUCGGUCAGAGUAAAGGCGAUCUGGUUCAGAGCGUCCUGUCCGGCGCGUGCCCGUCCAGUGAGCCUCCCAAAGCUCUAUUGACAUGGCGCGAAGCCGUCAAACGUUGCGAAACAGCCGCCCAGGUCUCCAUGUGCUUCUACGUGCUGGAAACGUCAGUGGCGUGGGAUAAAUCCAUCAUGAAAGCCAGUUGCCAAUUUUGCCACAGCGGCGAUAAAGAGGACCAGCUCUUGCUGUGCGAUGGUUGUGAUAAAGGUUAUCACACGUACUGCUUCCGGCCGCCAAUGGAUAACAUCCCAGAUGGUGAUUGGUUCUGUUACGAAUGCCGGAACAAAGCUACAGGCCAACGCAAUUGCAUCGUCUGUGGCAAACCGGGUAAUAAGACCAUCAGCGUCCUCUGUGACCAGUGUCCCAAAGCUUACCACAUCGAAUGCCUCCAGCCUCCACUCGCCAAGGUACCCCGAGGCAAGUGGCUGUGUGUCCUAUGCCAUUCCAAAUCGCCUGCCAAGAAAAAAUCUGCCAGUAAGAAAUCGGUGAAUCGAGAGCCGAGGGUCAGCGAAUCUGAAUGCUCUACGGCGACGAGUUCGACCAAAGAGGCUAAAGAGGUUGAAAAGAACGUGCACUCAAACGAUGGUGAAGCCUCUUCUGCUGCCAUUGCUGCUGGCUCGGGACCGAGCGGUACGCCUCCAGUUGCUGCGCCAUCGCCGCGCCGAUCCUCCUCCGCUGUGGCUCUCAAACGUAGCCUUAACCAGGCCCUCGCCAAGGAGAAGGAUCUUGCGCCCUGCAGGGAGAUCCUCGACCAAUUAGAAGCUCACGACGAAGCCUGGCCUUUCCUUUUGCCUGUCAAUACUAAACAAUUUCCCACCUAUAAGAAAAUCAUUCGCUCACCUAUGGAUCUAAGCACCAUCCGCAAGAAACUCAACGACGGCAUAUACAAAACAAGGGAUGAUUUCUGUGCCGACUUGCAACUUAUGUUUGUUAAUUGCGUCACGUUCAACGAGGACGACUCUCCUGUCGGCAAGGCCGGUCACAGCAUGAAAACGUUUUUUGAUUCUCGCUGGGCCGAACUAAUCGCCCACUAAAGACGUUCGAUUCUCUGCCUUGCCACCACUCACUAUCGUCUCUUUUGUCUCUCUAUCCAUCUAUCUCUUUAUACUUAAGAAGAAACACACAAAAAAAGAAGAAGAAAAAACACAUAAAAAAAAGCAUGUACCAUGUAGUUUGUAUUUAAAAUGGCCCACCAAGUGAGCAAUGUCGCAUUAAUUUAUUUGGUCCCAUCACUCAAGAGAUUACCAGAAAUCAUGAGUAGUAUUAUAUUAAUCAACUGUGAAUCAAAAACGACCUGCUAACAAGUGGAAUUUUGAAUUGAUUGAGUACUUUUUUGUGUCUUCGCCAUCUUUUUUUUCUUUCUUUGCUUGUAAACGAGGUUAUGUGCAACAUGUGUAAUUGCCUCCCAUUUAGUUUUCCUCCAUGUCGGUUCUAGAGAUUCACUUGAAAAUGGGCGGCGUGUUGAAAGACUCACCCUGCUGAUAUGAAAAAGGUUAAAAAGACAAACCCGAGCAGGGCUCGCCUAUCUCUGUCGUGAUUAAUCUUGGUGUACAUACGUUUAAAACAUUUCGGAAACAAUAGCGAAGUGGAGCUGAAGUUAUGCACUCCUCUGCCGUUACGAUCGUGUACAUAGCCAUCGCGAAUUACACCCCUCCCCGUUUCGUGUAUUUAUUAUUAUGCACUUAUUUAAAAAUAUGUCUUUUUCGUACGUAUAAUUUCUCAUUGGAUUCCGCCCCGCGACAUUCGGUUAUUUAAAAAGUUGGACGAAAAACAAAACAAAAAAAGAUCAAAUUUGAAAACUCAGGACGUAAUAUCGUGUCCUGGUUUUUCUCCCAUCUCUUGACAAUUACCUUUUUUUUUUUUUUUUUAAUUUUACAAACGGUACUGAGAAAACGAUUCCUUGGCUUCUUUUUUCUUUUUGCCCUGUUUAUUUUUCUAAGCCUCUCUGCAACGCCUACUGUUGAGCGCGGUCAUUCUGUGCGUAUCAUUUGUAAGAGAGGACCGUCACAAAUUCGUUGGUUGCAACGUUAAAAUAAAAUGAAUAUCACGUAAA
Messenger RNA from Daphnia magna, 7179 nucleotides. RefSeq names its product bromodomain adjacent to zinc finger domain protein 2B (gene tou). Gene Ontology annotation, molecular function: protein binding; DNA binding. NCBI's taxonomy places the organism in Eukaryota, Metazoa, Arthropoda, Branchiopoda, Diplostraca, Daphniidae. The record is from RefSeq and is a predicted model, not a curated record.